AUGCUGGCGGGCACGCCACAGUAUUUCACGGACACGCAGGGUCCGUCUCACUGCCCGUCUUUCACUUGCACGGUGCAGCUGCCCUUCAGUUGGGGCAGCUACACGGGCAGUCCUUGCAUGACCAAGACGCAGGCGGAGACCAACGCAGCUUUCGAGGCGUGGUUGGGUUUUUUUGUGGAGGGACCGUUCAUUCGCGGAGGGGAGAGAGGAGUCCUCCUGAAGGGUGCACAGGUAGGGGGACAGCUGGAGGGUGCGGCAACUGGUGCUGAAGGGGGGGUGGUGGGUGCAGCUGCAGAGGAGGCUGCAGCAGUAGCAGCAACAGCCGUGGAAGCAGAAGUGGCAUCAGCGACUAGAGGAGAGGAGGUGGCUGCAGGGGGUUAUGGGCAGUUGGGGGCUGCUGGGACCGUUGAGGCAGCAGUAGACGUAGCAGGAGCAGGAGCAGGAGGAGCAGGAGGAGCAGGAGGAGGAGGAGCGGGAGCAGCAGGAGCAGGAGGAGCGGGAGCAGCAGGAGCAGGAGGAGCGGGAGCAGCAGGAGCAGGAGGAGCGGGAGCAGCGGGAGCAGGAGGAGCGGGAGCAGCAGGAGCAGGAGGAGCGGGAGCAGCAGGAGCAGGAGGAGCGGGAGCAGCAGGAGCAGGAGGAGCGGGAGCAGCAGGAGCAGGAGGAGCGGGAGCAGCAGGAGCAGGAGGAGCGGGAGCAGCAGGAGCAGGAGGAGCGGGAGCAGCAGGAGCAGGAGGAGCGGGAGCAGCAGGAGCAGGAGGAGCGGGAGCAGCAGGAGCAGGGGGAGCGGGAGCAGCAGGAGCAGGAGGAGCGGGAGCAGCAGGAGCAGGAGGAGCGGGAGCAGCAGGAACAGGGGGAGCGGGAGCAGCAGGAGCAGGGGGGGCGGGAGCAGCAGGAGCAGGGGGAGCGGGAGCAGCAGGAGCAGGAGGAGCGGGAGCAGCAGGAGCAGGAGGAGCGGGAGCAGCAGGAGCUGUGGAAGUGAAAGAAGAAGUCAUAGCAGGAGCAGAGGGUAUUGGGGGGGAGGUCGCACCUGCAGCAGGAGCAGAGGGUGCUGCGGGGGAGGUCGCAUCUGCAACAGUACCAGAGGAUGUAUGGGGGCUGGCAGCAACUGCAGACGCAGAGGGUGCAGGAAAGGAGAUAGCUGCUGGUGGUGAUGCUGCUGGUGGUGCUACCGCUGGUGCUGCCACUGGUGCUGCCUCUGGUGCUCCUAUCCCCUCUACUGGUGAUGUUGUAGAGGUGGGCGCAGAUAAGAAGCGGCCGAAGCUCGUCAUAUCGAAGAAGACAGUUGGUGAAGGGCAGAGAAGGCUGAGAAAGUGUGCAGGGGGGCUGGCAGAAAGUGCAGAAGCAGAGGGUGCAGGAAUGGAGAUAGCUGCUGCUAGUGAUGCUGGUUGUGAUGCUGCUGGUGGUGAUGUUGUGGAGGGGGGGGCUGUUAAGAAGCGGCCGAAGCGCGUUGCAUCGAAGAAGUCAGUUGGUCAAGGGCAGGAAAAGCUGAGAAAGUGUACGAAUCGCUCUUGUAAUAUCUGCCCCUGA
This is a messenger RNA of Closterium sp. Yama58-4, 1527 nucleotides long. The record is from the annotation of a GenBank genome assembly. Lineage: Eukaryota; Viridiplantae; Streptophyta; Zygnematophyceae; Desmidiales; Closteriaceae.